This is a messenger RNA of Danaus chrysippus (African queen), 1254 nucleotides long. NCBI's taxonomy places the organism in Eukaryota, Metazoa, Arthropoda, Insecta, Lepidoptera, Nymphalidae. The record is from the annotation of a GenBank genome assembly.
AUGAUUGGUUUUCUUGCGACACUGUUAAUAUUGGGAGGAGGUUGGUGUGUAGACACACAUCGUCACAGUAAUGAAAAUGGACAGAAUCCAUAUGUACAAUCGAGAGUAGAUUUCUUGCGAGCGAGUCUAACGCUUCAAGAAUUAGUUCCCCAUGAUGAAAAUAAUCUGACUAAUCCGGCUACCCGUGAGCAUCUCUCGGCAGGAGUUCUGUCAGCAGUGACUAUGACUGUAGGAAAAUAUGCGUCAUACUUUUGUUCUCAAUACGAUCCUCUCUCAGUACUACAAGAUGUGUGGCCAUCUGUAUGGACCAAUUACAAUGGAGUAGCAGCUGAUCCGCUAAAUAAAAAACUGGCUGAGAUUGAUAAACAAGUACAGAAUAUAACUGCUAUCAUUGACGGGCAAUGCUAUUUAAUCAGUGUUGAAGCAUGCAAUGAGCAAGUGGAGAGAAUCGUUCAAGAAGAUGAUUCAUUAUUACACGAAGCCAGACUGUUACUAGCUGUGGGAAAAGUAGCACGUACCCUCAACCUUCACGAAAAAGAAAUACGUGAAGUUGUUUCAGAAUAUAAAGACGCGCCUUACUUGAUAAAGCUUAUGCAGGCGAUGUAUAUCCUGAUUCAGUUUUUACUUACGUGGUCGGUUGUGAAGUCGGAUCCACUAAAUCUUCCAAAUGACUUGGACAGCGUUCCACCUCCUUACCUUCAAUCAAAGUAUGAAUUUGCAAAAGCUGCGACUUACCUUCAGCAACAACUGCCUUUUUAUAACUUAAGCGAGCAGAAUAAAGAAUUUGGAGUCAUUGUGAGAAUAAUCAGUGAAUUGGCGUACGGAAUCCGACCUCAAAAUCCGCCACAGAGAUACAUGCCUUAUAAAAUAUUAGACGAUUAUCUUCCCAAAGCGUGGACAGAAUACAAGUUUAUUGACAAUAAAACAAGAGAAUUUGUGUUAGACGCAGAGAGUAAAAUAAUGCCGAUGACAAGUACGCUCGAUACGAAAUGCAAAGCCAUGAGGGAUAUUGACGUUUGCAACAAAAUGGCGGCAAAUAUUAUCAAAAGAAAGGUUUAUUUGCAGCCUCACGCAAACUUACUACUUCAACUUGGUCGGGUUUCAAAAAAUUUCAACGCAUUUUCUAAUACAUUAGACGUUCUGUCACUUGAAAGGCAACAGAUACCAUUUCUGAAACAUCACUUAGAAGACUCUCAUAUACGACACUACAUCAAGGAACUGUACAAAACAUACAGUCUAAUUAAAAGUAUUUAG